GAAGAAAGGAACAAUAACCCACAUUAGCUGUCAUUCAUUCAACGUGCCUCUCUACAGCUUGAUAAGCAGAAGUUUACCCGUGACAUCGAAUCUUUGAAAAGCUUGCUGUAUUCAAGGACCAAAAGUACUGAGAGGAGAUGGUGUACGACCACCAAAAUAUGAGAAGAAGAUUAAGCCUGAAAUGCUGUUUAAUUUGGUUUGGGAUUCCCCUAACUAUCUGGUUGACCUUUAACCUUUUCAGCUGGCACUUAAAGCUUUCUGCUGACUGGAAUCAACCAAACAGGUUGAAACUGAGGGCAAGGAAAACCCUGCUCAUCAGGAGGGACAAUCAAAAGAAAGGUCAUGAAGGGGAAUCCCCUAAAUUUGAACAGCAAUGUGAGUCCCUAUCAGAAGUGUUCAAUAAAGCCCUGGUGAAACGGUACAACCUGACUGUCCUGCAUUCCCUGGGUGUUGUAUUAAGCCCAGAGGAUCAGAAACUUCGAGAUGAAGGUUACCAGAAGUUUGCUUUUAAUGCAUUAAUAAGUGACAAAAUAGGAUUUCACAGAGCUGUCCCUGAUACUAGAGAUCCCAAAUGUCGAGAUGUGAGAUUUCCUUCCACAGACUUAGAUGUCAGUAUUGUGAUCUGCUUUUUCAAUGAACAGCCCUCGGCUUUACUUCGUACUGUGUAUUCAAUCAUUGACCAGACUCCUACAGAACUGCUCAAAGAAAUUAUCUUAGUAGAUGAUAGUAGUACUUUAGAUGACAUUUCUUGCCAGAUAGAAACAUAUGUUAAUCAGCAUUUAAAAAAUGUGAAAUUUGUCCGUACCCCAGAGAGACAGGGUCUUAUUAGGGCUAGGGUGUUUGGGGCCAACCAUGCUUCAGGGAAGGUUUUGGUCUUUCUAGACAGCCAUUGUGAAGUGAACAUUGAUUGGUUAGAACCUCUGUUGCUAAGGAUAUCACAUGACCCACACACUGUGGUUGUUCCAGUAAUAGAUAUGAUCAACCAUGAUACUAUGGAGUACCAGUCCUCUCCUCUUGUCCGAGGAGGGUUUAACUGGGGCCUUCACUUCCGCUGGGAUCAGCUUCCAGCCAGUGAACAGAAUGACCCAGAGCUUGGGUCAAAACCUAUUCAGUCACCCUCUAUGGCUGGGGGGCUGUUUGCCAUGAGGAGGGACUACUUUCAUCACCUCGGGGAGUAUGACCUGGGUAUGGAUAUCUGGGGAGGGGAGAAUCUCGAGAUAUCAUUCAGGAUAUGGAUGUGUGGAGGCCGACUAGAGAUCAUUCCCUGCUCAAGGGUAGGACAUAUCUUUAGGAAACGUCGGCCGUACGGAAAUCCUGAGGGUGGAGACACACUCAUUAGAAACUCACUCAGGGUAGCUCAUGUGUGGAUGGAUGAAUACAAAGAGCAUUUUCUCAAGCAGAGACCUCAGGCAGAACAUAUAGACUAUGGGGACGUAUCAGACAGAGUUUCUCUCCGAAAACGUCUCUCUUGUAAAUCAUUCCAGUGGUAUCUCAAAAAUAUAUAUCCUGAACAGGUUGUGCCAGGACAGGUCAAUACUGGUGAUAUAAAUCCUCAUUUUCCAAGAAACCAUAACAAGAAAGAACCAGUCGUUAUUAAACAUGGGCAGCUGACACAUGCGGCUUCUGGUUUAUGUGUUCAAUCUGAGAAAAAGACUUACACCAAGAAAGCAUUGCUCACUCUAGCACAGUGUGAUAAAGAGACUAUGGAUGGACAGAAAUCACAGAUGUGGUAUGAAACUGUGGACAAUCAACUCCUCCUAGCUCAGUUGUUGUGUUUAGAUGUAGAGUCAGGAAUGGUUGGGAUGAGUUAUGCUCGAUUGAUGAAGUGUCAUGGCAGUAGGGGAUCACAAGCUUGGACAUGGACCAACAAGGAUGGAAUCUCAGUGCUGUAUAAUCCUGCUAGUGGAAAAUGUUUGACAGUUACCGCUGCCACAGUAGGGGGAAACCUAUUUUUAGAUCUGUGUACCGGGACAAAGGGGCAGGCAUUCAGGCUCAGUUGACAGUGGACAGACG
Messenger RNA from Saccostrea echinata, 2013 nucleotides. RefSeq names its product polypeptide N-acetylgalactosaminyltransferase 11-like. Bases 138 to 2000 code for a protein of 620 amino acids. Gene Ontology annotation, molecular function: Notch binding. Gene Ontology annotation, cellular component: Golgi apparatus. NCBI's taxonomy places the organism in Eukaryota, Metazoa, Mollusca, Bivalvia, Ostreida, Ostreidae. The record is from RefSeq and is a predicted model, not a curated record. The transcript is spliced from 12 exons. Gene Ontology annotation, biological process: regulation of Notch signaling pathway.